AUGUCAGCCCUCACCACCCUCCGGCCAGCUCUUCGCACUGUUAGACCCAUCGCCUUGUCUGCGACGAGGGGCAUGGUGUCCAAAUUUGUAAAGUAUGACUGGGAGGACCCUCUUGACCUCAAGUCCCUUCUGACCGAAGAGGAGAUUGCUAUUCAUGAAACAGCAAAGGCGUAUGCGCAGGAGAACCUCCUUCCUCGAGUCGUUGAAGCGUACCGUACUGCAAAGUUUGAUCCUAAGAUUAUGCGCGAGAUGGGCGAAUUGGGUCUCUUGGGUGCCACCAUUCAAGGCUACGGCUGCGCAGGUGUUUCUAGUGUCUCUUACGGCCUCAUUGCUCGCGAGGUCGAAAGGGUGGAUUCGGGAUAUCGAUCGGCGAUGAGCGUCCAGUCUUCUCUGGUGAUGCACCCUAUCAACGAAUUCGGCACGGAAGAACAAAAGGAAAAGUAUAUCCCCAAGCUCGCCACCGGAGAGUACAUUGGUGCUUUCGGCCUGACCGAGCCCAACCAUGGCUCCGACCCUUCGUCGAUGGAGACGACCGCCACCAAGACGGCCGAUGGCUGGGUCCUCAACGGGUCCAAGACCUGGAUCUCCAAUGCUCCAGUCGCCGAUGUGUUUGUCGUGUGGGCUCGUGUAGUGGAAGACGGCGAGAAGGGCAAAGUUCGCGGCUUUCUUCUCGAAAAGGGCUCCAAAGGUCUUGAGGCGCCUAAGAUUGCCAACAAGAUUGCCCUCCGAGCGAGCAUAACAGGCUCUAUAUUCAUGGACGGGGUCAAGGUGGGAGACGAUGCGCUAUUGCCAAAGAGCGGUGGAUUGGGAUCACCCUUCUCGUGUUUGAACAAUGCCCGGUAUGGUAUCAGCUGGGGUGUGAUGGGAGCUUUGGAGGAUGUCGUGGCGAGGACGAGGGAUUAUGCGCUCGAGCGAAACCAAUUCAAACGCCCCCUGGCCUCUUUCCAGCUCAUCCAAAAGAAGCUCGCCGACGCCUCAACAGCCACGACCCUCGGCCUCCUCGGUGCCCUCCAGCUUGGACGGCUCAAGGACAAGGGCACCUGGUCCCCCGAUAUGGUUUCAAUGAUGAAGAGAAACAAUUGCGGAGAAGCGCUACAUCAUUCGAGGGUGCUGUUGGAUGUGCUCGGGGGCAAUGCCUGCAGUGACGAAUACCAUGUGGGGAGGCAUGCAGCCAAUUUGCAGGUGGCUAAUACUUAUGAGGGAACGCAUGAUAUCCAUGCACUCAUCUUGGGCAAAGCCAUGACGGGUCUACAAGCUUUCGCCAAUUGA
Molecule: messenger RNA, 1269 nt
Organism: Cryptococcus wingfieldii CBS 7118
Lineage: Eukaryota; Fungi; Basidiomycota; Tremellomycetes; Tremellales; Cryptococcaceae
Product: glutaryl-CoA dehydrogenase
Exons: 9
Coding region: 1-1269 (422 amino acids)
Biological process (GO): fatty acid beta-oxidation using acyl-CoA dehydrogenase; fatty-acyl-CoA biosynthetic process
Cellular component (GO): mitochondrial inner membrane
Molecular function (GO): glutaryl-CoA dehydrogenase activity; fatty-acyl-CoA binding; flavin adenine dinucleotide binding
Source: RefSeq, a predicted model, not a curated record